Mesitornis unicolor (brown roatelo) is the source of this 1035-nucleotide messenger RNA. Its product is annotated as pre-mRNA-processing factor 39-like. Gene Ontology annotation, cellular component: commitment complex; U2-type prespliceosome; U1 snRNP. Lineage: Eukaryota; Metazoa; Chordata; Aves; Mesitornithiformes; Mesitornithidae. The annotation marks the transcript as partial. The record is from RefSeq and is a predicted model, not a curated record. Gene Ontology annotation, molecular function: protein binding. The transcript is spliced from 7 exons. Gene Ontology annotation, biological process: RNA processing; mRNA 5'-splice site recognition.
CCCCUGCCCCCCGAGUUCGAGCGGCUCUGGCUGGGGGCACAGGGCAACCCCCACGACUUCGGCGCCUGGACCGAGCUGCUCGGCUUCGUUGAGCAGGAGAACCACCUCUUCGCUGCCCGCAAAGCCUUCGACGCCUUCUUCGCCCACUACCCCUACUGCUACGGCUACUGGAAGAAGUACGCGGACAUGGAGCGGCGCUUCGACUGCGCCCGCCAGGCCGAGGAGGUUUUCGAGCGGGGGCUGCAAUCCAUCCCCCUCAGCAUGGACCUGUGGAUCCACUACAUCUCCUACCUCCAAUCCACGCUGGACAUGAAUUUACCCGAAUCCACCCAAAAAAUCCGAGGCGUUUUCGAGGCGGCGGUGGCGGCUGCCGGGAUGGAUUUCCGCUCGGAUAAACUGUGGGAGCUCUACGUGGAGUGGGAACGGGAGCACGGGGACCUCCGCGCCGUCACCGGCAUCUACGACCGCGUCCUCUCCAUGCCCACGCAGCUCUACAACCACCACUCAUCCCUGGUGCCCAGAAAUGUCUCCAUGGUGCCCAGAAAUGCCCCCCAGCACCCAAAAACGCCCUCAUGGUUCAAGGAGCACGUCCUGCACAACCACCCCAAGGAUAUUUUAUCCCCGGAGGAGCUGCUUUGGGUUCAAUCCAAAUUGGCCACCGACCCCGUCCCAAAACCCCCGGAGCCCGAGGGGACGGAGGCGCCGCCGGGCGAGGAUCUUCCCCCAGGAGUGGAGGGAAAAGCAUCGGCGAAAGAUCCUGAGGAGGAUUUAGACCAGGAAAAGAUCCGGGAGUUGGUGAUCUCCAUGCGCCAGCAAAUCUACGCGCAGAACGAGGCCGAAGUCAGCAAGCGGUGGAAUUUUGAGGACGGAAUUAAGCGGCCGUAUUUCCAUGUGAAGCCGCUGGAGAGGGCCCAGCUGAGGAAUUGGCGGGAAUACCUGGACUUCGAAAUGGCCGCCGGCUCCCACGAGCGAACCAUCGUCCUCUUCGAGCGCUGCGUCAUCGCCUGCGCCCUCUACGAGGAGUUUUGGAUCAAG